AUGGCCAACCUCAACCGCUUCAACCCCUUUAGUCGGCGCGAGUCGCACUCGGUCGGCGCCAUCACCACCUACAAGAUCCUCACCCUCCUCACCUGGCUGCUCUCCGUCGUCGUCUCCGUCUGGUACACGGUCCGCGGCCACAUCUGGGCCAUCAACUACCAUCACCGGAGCGCCUUUACCAUGAACUCCAUCAUCGCCUCCAUCUUCUGGAUUGUCCUGUUCGCCCUCCAGCUCGGCUACGUCGCCCAUCUCUUCUCCGCCAACGCCGACCUCGUCAACGCCGCGUCCAGCGUCGGCAGCCACUUCAUCGUCAACAAUGUCCUGCACGCGCUCUUCGUCUGGCUCUUCGCCGGCCGCCACUUCCACUGGGCCGAGGUCGUCCUCGUCGCCAACCUCGUCAACCUCGUCUCCCUCUACUUCCGCCACAACAAGCACCCGCGCUUCAUCCACGCGCCCGUCGUCUCCGGCCCGCUCGCCUGGACCUUUGUCGCCAUCUACUGGAACGGCGCCAUCAUGGUGCCGCACCAGGACAGCCUCGUCGCCCGCGUCUUUGCCAACGUCUUCAUCUGGUCCCUCCUCGCCUUUGGCCUGUUCUUCCUCGGCGACUACACGAUGAGCUUCUCCCUCUCCGUCCUUGCCGCCGCCAUCGGCGUGGCCCAGUUCACGCACCACAUCGUCGCCCUCCAGUGGAUCUUUGCCUUCACCAUCAUGGCCAUUCUCUUCCUGGCCACCCUCGGCGUCGCCGUCCCUGUCUGGACCGGCCGCGACAUUCGCUGGAGGAAGCGCACCGAGAUCACCGAUGCCGAGCGCGCGCCUCUCCUCAACGAGUAG
Messenger RNA from Cordyceps fumosorosea ARSEF 2679, 831 nucleotides. RefSeq lists its product as hypothetical. The transcript has 4 exons. Lineage: Eukaryota; Fungi; Ascomycota; Sordariomycetes; Hypocreales; Cordycipitaceae. Bases 1 to 831 code for a protein of 276 amino acids. The record is from RefSeq and is a predicted model, not a curated record.